AUGCAUCACACCAAGCUUCUAAACGUGCUCCGAUCGUCAACAGCCUCUGGACACAGACUGAACAGGACCAGGACCCAUGAGGAGACAUGUCGAGUGCUGGGGAACAGCUUAAGACCUGGUGACGGCCAGAAUAUAAAGACAGACAUGGGAUGUGGUGUCACCAAGUCUGCCCAGUUUAAUAAACAUCCAGGGAAAGCUGUCACAACCAUCCGAGCCGCCAUCCUGAUCCAGAGAUGGUAUCGUCAGUACCUCGCUCGCACAGAAAUGAGGCGGAGGUGCACGUGGUACAUCUUCCAGUCCAUCGAGUAUUCAGGGGAACAGGCACAGAUCAAGCUUUACAAUUUCCUUGGAUAUCUCAUGGACAACUUUACGCCAUCAAGCAACGAACGUAAAUUAAUCUCGCACAUCUUCAGAGAGAACGACAUGGUUCGCGAUGCAGAGUGGGAGAGGUAUUUUAGCUACAAGAACAUUGAGGUUCCAGAGAUUUACUCAGGACCACACUUGACUUUCCCCCUGACGGUGGAGCAGGCCGUGGGGCUGGUGGAGGCCUUCAGAAACAAGAAGCAAUUGCAUUCUCGCUACGUGCUCCAGCUGCUGCUCGAGACAUGGAGGCUUCUGCGGAAGUUUCCAAAUAUCAACCGCAUUUCCACUUGUCACAGCAAACAGAUCACAAUUUGUGGGGACUUGCACGGUCAGUUGGAAGACCUCCUACUUAUUUUCUACAAGAAUGGGAUGCCGUCCUUGGAGAAGCCUUAUGUGUUUAACGGAGACUUUGUGGAUCGAGGGAACGACUCCAUCGAGAUCCUGCUCAUUCUGUUUGCGUUCCAGCUGCUUUAUCCCAGCGACGUUUAUUUGAACCGCGGGAACCACGAGGACCACAUCGUCAACCUCAGAUACGGCUUCACGAAAGAGGUGCUAACCAAAUAUAAGCCCUAG
Molecule: messenger RNA, 936 nt
Organism: Knipowitschia caucasica
Lineage: Eukaryota; Metazoa; Chordata; Actinopteri; Gobiiformes; Gobiidae
Source: the annotation of a GenBank genome assembly